Molecule: messenger RNA, 1153 nt
Organism: Trypanosoma conorhini
Lineage: Eukaryota; Euglenozoa; Kinetoplastea; Trypanosomatida; Trypanosomatidae
Exons: 1
Source: RefSeq, a predicted model, not a curated record
UUCCGAGGCGGAGGCGGAGGGUGAGGGUGAGGGUGAGGGUGAGGGUGAGGGUGAGGAUGAGGGUGGGGGGGCGCUGGGCACUCGCUCUUCCUCGUCAGAGGAAGAGGAAAAGGAAGAGACUAGGGUGGAGGCGGCAAUGUCUCGGGAAAGGGGAGACAACUCUCUUGAGGUCAACUCCAUGCGGAUGCUCGUUGGGCACAAGGAACCUGUGGUUGCACUAAGUGCGGCCUCGGGCCUUGUCUUUUCCUGUGAUAGCUCCGGAUUGCUGCUGGCGUGGAAUCCACACCGGUAUUGGCUGCUGCAUGCCUUUACCGUGUCUCAAGGUGCGCCUUUACUGCAAUCUUUAUCAAAGGCUCCUUCCGACAGGUAUGCCCCUGACAAGGCUGAGGUGGUGCGUGGGGCGCACUUCCUGGGAGUCAUGGAGGGCUUCUUUUGGAACAUUGACACUGCCAGUGGUGCAAGGUGUAUGUACAUGCCCAGUCCUUUGCAUCUCAAGAGGCCGCUGUGUAACGGGACAGCAGACGUUUCUCUUCAUUCUGGUGAAGGCUCGAGUUGGAGCCACUUCACGAAGGUGGUGUGGAACUUUAUGCAAGAUACCGUGAGCCUCUUGGUGCAACAUCUGGAAUUUCAUAAUGAGGCCUUUUCCCAUGCAGCGGAGGCUGCGCUGCGGGAGGGGGUGCGGCCACCUUGUGGCUUUUCCCUUCUCAACUGCUCCAACCACGCCACCGCGCCCGGAGAGUCCUGCGAGGGAGGGAGGGGCGCAGACUCCACCUGUGCGCCCCGCCCGCUGUGUGGGAGUUGUGCGGAGCUGGUUGAGCUUCAGGCCGCACGGGAGGCGCUGGUUCAAGAACGCGAGUUGCUUGCCACGCAGCAACAGGAAGAAGAGAAGCGUUGGCGCACGGAACGCCAGCGUCUGAAGGAGGAAGCAGUGCGUUUGGAAGCGCGGUCGGAAGCGUUGUCCCAUCUCCAGGCGACUCUUCUUGAGACGAAGCGGGGACAGGAGGACGCAGUUGCAGCAUACGAGGAACGUUGGCGUCAACUUAAGGCGCGUGACCUUGAACGAGAGCGACAGCUGGCGUGCGUUAGUGCCGAGCUCUCCUUUCUUCGGCUCAAGUAUGCCGACUGGGGCGGCGUCAAGGAGAGGGAUAUGUGA